This is a messenger RNA of Tigriopus californicus, 2317 nucleotides long. It is a transcript of the gene Nt5a, whose product is annotated as 5'-nucleotidase domain-containing protein 1-like. The record is from RefSeq and is a predicted model, not a curated record. Gene Ontology annotation, molecular function: 5'-nucleotidase activity. NCBI's taxonomy places the organism in Eukaryota, Metazoa, Arthropoda, Copepoda, Harpacticoida, Harpacticidae. The transcript has a single exon. Bases 410 to 2188 code for a protein of 592 amino acids.
UGUGUCUACUAUUUAUAGUCGACCUCCCGAGACUUUCGACGUGAGAAAGACACCACGAAAGCGUGAACGAAUGAACAAACGAGAGAAGGAAAGUAAGCAGAGAGAUGCUUGAAACUGAGUUUUCAAGUGAAGUGGAGUACGUCGAGUUGUGGGACAAGAAUUUGGAUCUCACUCUCCCUCAAAAGGCUGUGGACACGUGCAUGCACAAUGUUCAGUUUGCUGUGAGUGUACCUGGACCAUCAUCAUCGCCAUCAUCAUCAACAACCUGAUAUGCUAGACAAUAGAGACCUUAGUUGUCUAGUGAAUCCCUGAAAUGACAUCACGGCGGUGACUGACAAGUCCAGCUGAACAGAUUGUCGGAUGUUCAUGCUCGGACGAGUGAAAUGACGGAUCAAGUUGCUAGGUGAUCAUGACCCGGUUGAAGAAAACGUUGUGCUUGGAGAGUUACGAUUGCAUCGGCUUCGAUUUGGAUCAUACCUUAUGCCGCUACAACGUGGGGCCCAUGGUUCGAUUGGAGUUCGAUCUGUUAGCGGAGUUUCUGGUGGAAAAGAAAGGCUAUGAUCCGGCCAUUCGAUCCAAAGACUUUGAUCAAGAUCUCGAUUUUGUGUGUAAGGGCCUCACCUUGGAUUGCGAAAGAGGCAACCUCUUACGGCUCCAUUACGACGGGUUUGUAUUAGCUGCUUGUCAUGGCACCAAACGGCUCAGUGAUCAAGAGAUCGAGCGGGUCUAUGGACGGUGUCGCAAGCAACAUCCCGGUCACGAGUUUUCGCGGCAUUUGCGUGAGAACGGCCCCCAGAAACUGAUCGAGUUCAGUCCACUUCUGCACAGUUUCAUGGACUACUUUGAUAUUGCGGCUCCAUUGCUGUGCGCUCGAGUGGUGGACGUCUUAGAUCAGAUUAACAAUGGAGGCAAGCCCAUGGAGGAGUAUUUCUUCUGGCCGGAUAUCCAUGAAGGUCUCAAGGACAUGUUCUUGCGGACCAAUUUUGCCUCAGACCAAGGCGGGUACUUCCCGGAGCUCAAAGCUCACCCGGAGAAGUAUAUCUUGAAGCGAAGCCCCGAGUUCCGGGAAUGGCUAAAGAUGCUCAGAGCUAAUGGAAAAUACUUGUAUGUGAUAACUGGAUCCCAUUUCGAUUUCGCCUCCCACGUGGCAUCCUACGCCUUGGGAGACGACUGGAAAGACCUUUUUGAUAUUGUUAUAUUUUUCGCGCGCAAGCCCUCGUUCUUCGUGGAGAAGCGGCCGUUUUGGCGUCUGGAAGGAGCCAAAGAGGUCGAGUCCCUCGAGGGUUGGGAGGACUUGGAGACUGGAGAUUACUAUUCCCAAGGGAACUGGAAUGAUUUGAACGAGUUCUUUGAGUAUGCUACCGAGUGGCAGCCUUCUACCAGUCUGUACUUUGGGGACAAUGUCAUGCAGGACGUGCUCGCACCCAAGAAAUUCACCACCACAGUGGAUUGCAUCGCUGUGUCGGAGGAGCUCAUCGCCGAGGGCAUGCUCAAUCAUCCUCCAUCGCAUACCCAUACCAAAGACAUUGUAUCGACCCUAUGGGGCAGUUACUUCUUUUACCCUGAUUCUCGGAUUAUCAAAAAGAAAGGGUCGGUGGUGAUGGGCAGAGCGUCUUCGUUUCGAAACUGGUCCAACCACCAACAAGACUCCACCGGGACUGAGGGUCGGUCGAAAACCCCAAGAAAUACCACCACCCCAACAUCCUCUCAAGCCAUGGAGGAUGAAGUGAAUCGAGCCAUGAAUCUGAGACGCGUUGCUUCGCUCAAGAAGAGUGAUCCCGCUGAUCCCACCAUUCUUACUCCCUCAGAAGUGAUCCAGAGAUCUUCGGCCAAUAAGAUGACCAUGCCCGGGUCUUCUAAGUCGUUUGACGGAUCUGUGCUUAAUUCUGGCCGUCGGAGUGACACGCCCACUCAAGCUCCGGACGAUCUGCCGAAAAGCGUCUCUGCCGAUUCAGUCGCCGAGCUUGUCAAAGGCACCGAUCGCAUCAAUACCCUUUGGGGAUGCCUCAUUCGAGACUACGCUAAGAUGUGCAUUCCAGACCUCCAGGUGUUUGUGGAUUAUCCCAUUGAUUUCCAAUUUCCCGCGUUUGGCAGGGACAAAAAUGGUACCUUGGUGGGUUCCGGUUUCUUUCCGGCAGAGCCACUAAGCCUUCAUACGAAUGUCCCCAUUGUGUGUCUGACCGAUUGAAUACGAUUGAAUACGAAUGGACGUAUGUUGGUUGUUCUACUCAAAAAAGUUACUUUUCACGUUGGUCUUGGUUGUUUGGUUCAAUCUGUUUUAUUUCAAACUCGCUUAAUAGAUACAUAGCAAGUGUAA